AUGCCGUCUGACAAUUCCACCGCCCACGACAACUCUCGCUCCGAGUCCGUCCUCGAGAAGAACGAGGUCGCGGUCCACAAUGAGAAGGCAGACGGCUCUCGGGACGCCCUCGACGUCGAAGCCUCCACCUUCGACUCCCAACGAACCGGUCGGCUUCUUCGCAAGAUGGAUUGGAACAUCGUGCCCUUCCUCUCCCUUCUGUACCUAUUGUCUUUCCUCGACCGAACCAACAUUGGAAAUGCACGUCUGGUCGGUCUAGAGAAGGACCUUGGGAUGUCGGGCCUCGACUACAACAUCGCGUUGGCCAUCUUCUUCCCCUUCUAUGUCGCGGCCGAAAUCCCAAGUAACAUCAUGAUGAAGCGCACAAGCCCAUCGCUUUGGUUGUGCAUUAUCAUGUUGGGUUGGGGUCUUUGCAUGACACUCAUGGGUAUCGUGAAGGACUUCGCCGGCCUUCUCGUCACUCGCGCAUUCCUCGGUGUGUGCGAAGGUGGUCUCUUCCCUGGUGUAACUUGGUACAUCACUCUUUGGUACCGUCGCCACGAAUGCGGUCUCCGAAUGGCCAUUUUCUUCUCGGCUGCUACCCUCGCUGGUGCCUUCGGUGGUCUUUUGGCCCGUGGUAUCGCUGAGAUGAACGGUAUUGGUGGACGACCUGGUUGGGCUUGGAUCUUCAUUCUUGAAGGUAUUCUCACCAUCAUCGUUGCCUUCUUCGCGAAGUGGAUCAUCAACGAUAGCCCCGAAACCGCCAAAUUCUUGACCGAGGAAGAGCGAAAGGAAGUCCUCGUCCGACUCAAGCUCGACCGAACCUCGCUUGCCGACGAAUACGACCACAAGUAUGUUUGGAAAGCAUUGAAGGACUGGAAGAUUUGGGUUCACAUGGUGAUCACCAUCGGUAUCUAUACUCCCUUGUACUCCAUCUCGCUCUUCCUCCCCACCAUCAUUCGCAACAUGGGUUACACCGACACCGACUCCCAGCUGAUCUCCGUGCCGCCCUAUGUCGUUGGAUGCCUUGCCACCAUCGCUGGAGGCUACUACGCCGAUCGUACUAAGACUCGCGGACCUUUCAUGAUUGGCUUCAACAUUGUUGCUAUCAUUGGCUUCGUCAUGUUGAUCGCCACCCAGAAACCCGCCGUUCAGUAUCUUGGCACUUUCUUCGCUGUCUCUGGAAUCUACCCUAACGUUCCCAUGGGUGUUGCAUGGAACGGGAAUAACAUCGGUGGCGCCACCAAGCGGGCCGUUGGAAUUGCCAUGCACGUCGGCUUCGGAAACCUGGGUGGUGUCAUUUCUGGGUUCGCGUACCGCGCCGACGAUGCACCCCGGUACUUCUCUGGUCACGGUCUUCUUAUCGCCACUGUCUCAAUGAGCACAGUCCUCUGUAUCAUCAUGCACAUCUACCUCCGCCGAGAGAACGCGCGACGUGACCGGGAGAUGGCUGCCAAGGGCCUCACUCUCGACACCUACACCGAGGAAAUGCGGGUGGCCGAGCGAGAACGUGGUGACUAUGCUACCUUCUUCCGCUACACCCUCUAA
Messenger RNA from Coprinopsis cinerea okayama7#130, 1527 nucleotides. Its product is annotated as high-affinity nicotinic acid transporter. Gene Ontology annotation, biological process: transmembrane transport. The transcript has 9 exons. Bases 1 to 1527 code for a protein of 508 amino acids. Gene Ontology annotation, molecular function: transmembrane transporter activity. Gene Ontology annotation, cellular component: membrane. Lineage: Eukaryota; Fungi; Basidiomycota; Agaricomycetes; Agaricales; Psathyrellaceae. The record is from RefSeq and is a predicted model, not a curated record.